GUUUUUGUUCCGUUCUGAACCAGGCGAAUUCAUUUUUUGAUGGAAUUCGACAUUGUCCUCACUUCGUGUCGCAUAUUGUGAUAAUUUGGAUUUUCGUUUUCAGUUCUAAGUCACCCACAAACUGUUUGCUCAAAUGCCACAACCACAGUCCUGCAGGUUUAAAUGGCAGGAGGAGGUAGGGGGCUAGACGAAACUGCAACAUGGUCGGUGGCUAUGGUUUGUGCAAUCAUUGUUAUAAUAUCAAUAAUCUUGGAGAAGAUUCUUCAUCAUGUUGGACAUUAUCUAAAAGCAAGACAUAAAAUAGGGCUACAUGAAGCAUUGGAGAAGAUUAAAACAGAGCUUAUGGUGCUUGGAUUUAUUUCUCUGCUUCUGACAUUUUGUCAGAGCUACAUUGCUGCCAUUUGUGUUUCUAAGAUGCUUACCAAAGAUUUCUUGCCUUGCAAGAAGAAAUAUCCAGAUAAACCAUCAGAUGAUGACGAUGGAGAUGGUGGUGAGGCAGAAAACCGCCGCCGGCUCUUAUGGUAUACUCACGGUCAUAGAAUUUUAGCUGGCGGCGGAGGUCCGGAAAAAGAAUGCAAGCCUGGAUAUGAACCGCUUAUUACCGUUGAAGGAUUGCAUCAGCUCCACAUAUUCAUUUUCUUCUUGGCAGUGUUUCAUGUAAUCUAUAGUGCCCUUACAAUGAUUGCUGGGAGAGCAAAGAUCCGCGAGUGGAAAACCUGGGAAAAAGAGAUUAUGGAGCAACAAGCAGCUGGACAUGAUCCUUCUAAGUUUCGGCUUACAAAGGAAACGUCUUUCGUUAAAGGCCACACCACCAAUACCGGAUUGUCAAUAGUCUUCUAUACUGUCUGCUUCUUUCGGCAAUUCUGUAGUUCUGUUAAGAAAGCAGAUUAUUUGACCAUGCGCCAUGGAUUCAUCUCCGUCCAUUUAGCUCCUGGCAGUCAAUUUAACUUUCAAAAAUAUAUAAAGAGGUCACUCGAAGACGAUUUUAAAGUAAUUGUGGGAAUCAGUCCGUUGUUAUGGUCUACCGCGGUCCUCUAUCUGUUUGCCAAUGUUGAAGGAGCUUAUGCUAUGAUUUGGCUAUCUCUAUUUCCUGUUGUUAUACUGUUAGCAGUUGGAACAAAGCUUCAAGCAAUUAUUGCACAGAUGGCUAUGGACAUUCAAGAAAGGCAUGCUGUAAUACAAGGCAUACCUCUCGUGCAAGUGACCGACAAACAUUUUUGGUUUAAGGACCCUACGAUAAUUCUUUAUUUUAUUCAGCUCACGCUCUUCAUGAACGCGUUUGAGAUAACACACUUCUUCUGGAUAUGGUAUGAGUUUGGACUUGACUCGUGCUUUCACGUAAAACCUGUACUUCAAUAUGGUAGAGUUUUAGUUGGAAUUAUUGUUCAAGUCAUGUGCAGUUACGCUAUCCUUCCACUCUACGCUCUUGUGACUCAGAUGGGGUCGAAAAUGAAGAGGUCUAUUUUCGACGAUCAAACUUCAAAAGCUCUGAAGCAUUGGAAAAAACACGCGGUGAAGAAAAAAGAAACCAAGGGGCAAUCGGGCCACCUUCCUACCAAGGGUUUAAGCUCCCCAUCGGGAAAUGCUCAAUCACACGUUGCUCCAAACGUCGACAAUCCAGAUUCCCCAAGCCAAUCGGCCCACAUUGUCGCUAGCGUAGACAUUCCCCAAGACAAACGAAACUAGUCGUCCAACCCACAUUUGCUUUGAUCUAGCAUACUUCAUAUAUUUGUUGUUAAGUAUUA
Messenger RNA from Cynara cardunculus var. scolymus (artichoke), 1745 nucleotides. RefSeq names its product MLO-like protein 9. Bases 163 to 1686 code for a protein of 507 amino acids. NCBI's taxonomy places the organism in Eukaryota, Viridiplantae, Streptophyta, Magnoliopsida, Asterales, Asteraceae. Gene Ontology annotation, biological process: defense response. The record is from RefSeq and is a predicted model, not a curated record. Gene Ontology annotation, cellular component: membrane. The transcript has 17 exons.